This is a messenger RNA of Dreissena polymorpha, 1497 nucleotides long. RefSeq lists its product as uncharacterized. Bases 961 to 1344 code for a protein of 127 amino acids. Gene Ontology annotation, biological process: negative regulation of signaling receptor activity. Lineage: Eukaryota; Metazoa; Mollusca; Bivalvia; Myida; Dreissenidae. The transcript has 4 exons. Gene Ontology annotation, cellular component: plasma membrane. The record is from RefSeq and is a predicted model, not a curated record. Gene Ontology annotation, molecular function: type 1 cannabinoid receptor binding.
GAUCCGAUUGCUUGAGACAUGUGUGAGAUAAUAAAAAUCGCCGGCAGUCGAGACUAUUAUCAGUGAAUUAUGUUUUGAUUUAAAAGCGCUCAGUUUAGAAGACAAUAUAUCGUCGAAAUGAAUUAAUCAGCGCUUAUUAUGUGCACGUACGAAGGGAAAUUAACAUUAUCUAGCAUUACGAGUGAGUACAUUCUUGUGUGUAAGAGCAUCAUUGUGGGAGUACCUUGUGUAAUGCUGAAUUUUUAUUCUAAAAAUACGUUUAAGUGUAUAUAAGUUAUGAGCAUCAGUUGUGCUAUUAUAUUUGGUUUGUUUAAACCUCAUAUGAACAUAACCGUGUCAUAGGUUUUGAAACGCUUGCCACAUGUUUACUUCCAAAAGUAGCGUUUAUAUACGACUGGAUGUUAGACUCCAUAUCGAAAGAAAAAGUUCGACAACAUAUGCAUGUCAAACGAACGCGAUCAGAAAACAGAUUGGAUUUGUAUUAUUUAACAUAACUGUGAUAUCGACAAGUAAAAUAAAUGUUAGGGUCUCUUGUAAAUAUAUUAUUCGUGAUAGGCAAACAUAGAAUUAAAUUUAAAUUCACAACGUGCCAUGUUAUGAUGUGAACCGGAAUGUAAUGUGAAACAAAAAGCAAUCGCAGUAAACUAUGACAUACCUUUGUUAAAAACCACUACAGAACCUUUCGAGGAAAAACGUAAAGAGAUAAAUUGAAGCUUUUCUUUAUAUGUAUAGACGUCUGUAUUAUCAUAACUUUAAAAAUGAUUUCAAACCUAAAAGUAACUUUACGGAUAUGCAAAGUGGAUUGUGCGACACCGAUACACAUGAAGCCCGACGGUAAGAGGUUCGAGCAAGCGUGCACAGUAAAAUUUAAUAAGGAUACCGAACACGUAAUGUUGUUCAACUUUAGACCAGCCACGUGCAUUUGAAAAUCAACGACAGAUACUCAGGCAACUCUAAAUCAUGGUGCAGGAUCACGUGACUUUGUUGGGUUUUAAAACGUCAAUGGAUGUAACACACCGCAAACUGAUGGUCAAUGGAGAGCUGCAUAAACUUGAGCUUGUCAAGGGAAAGGCGAAUGACGAAGACUCGAACGGACGGACGUAUAAGACGCUGUUUACAACUAAGGGGUUCGAGAUUACCAAGGCCGGAAAGCGACAAGAAAUUCUCAUAGUCAUCGAGCUGGAAAACGGCGUAUACAUGAAGGUGACCCUCCAGUGCAAAGUGUACGCCCCCGGGGACAAGAGCCACGCCCAGUGGGGCGACAAACUCUCCAUGAUAGACAUGGACUGCAGUUUGGACCCGGCGCAUAAUUACGUCACUAUUUUAAAGGAGAAAUAUUUGUGACGUUGUUAAACUAAAUGCAUAUCAUCGCAUAAUAUUAUAUACAGCAAAAUUGACCUUGAAAAGUAUUAUGUUUCUUUUUUUAAAGGAAUUAUUUGUGUUGUCGGCCAUUUUUAUGUGUUAGCUUGUAUUUAAUAAACAUGGGUUGACCACAGA